GUUUGGGAUGAAAUACUGAGGGUUAAGGGUGGAGCAACCCAGGAAGGGAAAAGGCCGCAAAAAGAUAGUUUUCAUCUAAUGAUGUCCAGCCACACAGCCUGACCCCUGUGGAGCUCUGACUGGGCACAUGGGGGUGGGGCUUCAGCCAGUGGCUCGAUGGAUCUGGCCAGCAACGAGAGCCCCCACCAGACAUCUACCUCAGAUAGGGUGGCUCCUGGGGGCUUAAGUGUAUGUUACUGCUGGGAGUCGGGGGGGCCAAACUAUCUGGGUUCUCAUCUCUGUUCUGGCAUGUCCAGUUGUGCAACUGUGGACUCCUUGAGUCCUGGGUGUUGUGACAGUCCAUGGAGCUGAGGUUUGUAGCACUUUGUAACAGCCUUCUAUUUGCUAUUAUUAUUUAAGAGCUUGCAGCUGGCAGUUCCGAGACUGCAUGAGGGGUGCGCAUGGCUGUGUGCUGUUGGAGUUACAUAUUUGAAAUCCUGGGGACUUCCGUUGUUAGUCUUGAAUUCUAGCUUUUCUGAUGCAGCAACACCAGCUUCCAUUCUCACUGCAAAAAGCAGAUGGAGCAGAGUCUCAGUUGCACACCCGACGGGCUGGUGAUUCUUUUCUUAAUUGGUUGUCACGGUCUAUGGCUCUUGAUGGGCAGUUGGGUUUGCGACCUCCACGACUGAGUGAUGAUGUUAAUACCAGACGUCAGCCCAGCGGAGUUCUCAGUCUGGUGGAGGGGACAGGCUGGCAUACUGGGCAGGGAAAGCAGUAGGAGGGUGGCUUCCAGGAAAGUGAGAGGUCCAAGAGCUGGUGAGUGUCGCUGGGCCAGGUCUGUCUACCACCCACGUGAAGGCGUAAGGUGGACUCUCAUUCUUGUUGGAAGUGGGCUUGCCAAGAGACGGAACCCAGGUUCCCGGAACUAAAGGCAGCAUGAUUCAAACUACACCCGGACGAUGUUCCAGGAUGGCCCCAAGCCGGAAGUGGGCUGGAAAAACCUAACCCGCCCCAGUUUCCUCGCGCGAAGGCAUGCUUUGAGCUGGUGGUUGACGUGGGACCCGGCAGCCACAAGAGUCAUCUCUGGGCAGCUAGGUUGCCCUCUUGCAGCUGAGGAAAGCUGCGGAGUUCCCCGCGGCGCAGAGUCUAGUGCGCAGGCGUGUGGGCGGGGCUGGCCCUUAAAGGGAGCGCGUUGUGGAGUCGGAGGAGCUGGGGGUCUCUAAGUGCGAGGCUCUGUUGGGUGGGAAUGGAAACUGGGCGCCCUGUGGACCAGACCACAUUGGCGCUGAGUUUGGAUUCACUGCCGACGUGCCCAAGAGGAAUUGCAGAUUAAGCGCUUUUCUUCCGGUCUGGAGUCCGCUUCGCUAUGGCUCACGUUGGGUCUCGCAAGCGCUCAAGAAGUCGCAGUAGGUCCCGGGGUCGGCGAGGGUCAGAAAAGCGAAGUAAGAAGAGUAGUAAGGACUCCUCGAGAAACUGCUCAGCCUCCAAAUCCCAGGGUCACAAGGCCAGCAGCACCUCCGCUACUGAGGAGAGAAGCAAGCACAAGGCCCGGAGGACAGCGAGAUCCAGCUCUUCCUCCUCUUCCAGUUCUUCCAGCUCCACAUCGUCUUCAUCCUCCAGUGAUGGCCGGAAGAAGAGAGGGAGGCACAAGGAUAAGAAGAAGAAGAAAAAGAAGAAGAAGAAACGGAAGAAGCUGAAAAGGAAGGGCAAGGAGAAGGCAGUGGUGGUGCACAAGGCUGAAGCUCUGCCCGGCCCCUCGCUGGAUCAAUGGCACAAAUCAGCUGGGGAGGACAACGAUGGCCCAGUCCUGACCGAUGAGCAGAAGUCUCGUAUCCAGGCCAUGAAGCCCAUGACCAAGGAGGAGUGGGACGCAAGACAGAGUGUCAUUCGAAAGGUGGUGGACCCAGAGACGGGUCGUACAAGGCUCAUCAAGGGAGAUGGUGAGGUUUUAGAGGAAAUUGUAACCAAAGAACGACACAGAGAGAUCAACAAGCAAGCCACUCGAGGGGAUGGCCUGGCCUUCCAGAUGCGAGCGGGACUGCUUCCCUGAAGGCCCUGGUAUCCCAGGUUUGUGAACUGCUGUAGGUGGCUUGGAGACCGAUGGGUCUACCUGCCCAUCCUCUUGUGGGUGGCCUCUGGCCCAGCCCAGCAUCCUCGUGUGUGUAGUAGGUGGCCUGAACACCGAAUUGGACAGUCACUAUUAAAUGAUCUUGGCCACAGA
Molecule: messenger RNA, 2200 nt
Organism: Psammomys obesus (fat sand rat)
Lineage: Eukaryota; Metazoa; Chordata; Mammalia; Rodentia; Muridae
Gene: Arl6ip4
Product: ADP ribosylation factor like GTPase 6 interacting protein 4
Exons: 5
Coding region: 1346-2029 (227 amino acids)
Source: RefSeq, a predicted model, not a curated record